UUGACCUACUUUCGUUUCAAAGUGUAAACAAACAAAAACUUCAAAUUGUCAAGCUCUAGAUAUGAUUGUGUAUUACGGGACAACAAAAAAUAUAUGUUUGCGGUUAAUUAGAUCGUUUACUUAGAGCAUCAUUUCAAUGUUUAUAAGAAUAAUGAUAUCCUCUGCGCAGAAGAAAUCCAACAUCAUACAGUACCAAUGCUGGUGGAGCUAUGGGCAAACCUGUUAGCCGGGCUGUACUUGUAUCUGAGACCAAUGAUUAAAUGGCUGAUACGACGUGUCACGGGAAAAUGCGAGUUACUGCGGAUCACUUAUCAGUACACACAAGGAGCUCAGAGGACAAAAUGCAUUGAGUACAGCCUGAAGCGCUCCAGCAGCCGUCAACUACAGCGACUUGUUAAAGAAGAGGACACCAACAUUGAAGCUGCUGUUGUGCUUGUUAUGAAGGAGAAAAAGGUGUUCCCAGAGGUCCAUUCCCAGUUUGAACCUAUCUUCAGGCAGAGUUUGAUACAGAUAAAUGGAUAUGUCUGCUUGAUGUAUGCUGUUGAAAAUCUCCGUCAGAUAAAAUUUUCCAGUGAAAACUCAGACCAUGAGAAAAAACUCAUGAAGUUAUGGGGAAUUCUUGGACAAGGAGAAGCUUUAACAUCGAGGAUAAGCUCCCAGUGGACCCAGAUCGGUUUCCAAGGCAACGACCCGAUGACAGACUUCCGUGGCAUGGGCUUGUUAGGACUGGAACAACUAUUGUACUUUUGCACCAAAUACGGAAAUGAAGCAAAGGCAAUGCUGUCUAGGUCACACCAUCCGAAAACUGGGUACUCGUAUGCUAUUGUGGGUAUAAACAUGACGGAGCUUGUGUACCACCUGAUGAAGACGGGACGUCUCAGGACCCACUUCUACAAUAAAUUCACCACCCGUCCAUCCCUGGAUGACUUUCAUGAAGUUUACUGCUGCGUGUUCCAUGAAUUUGACUCAUUCUGGAUAUCAGAGAAUCCCAAGGACAUUAUGGACUUUGGACGUAUACGAGAAAAGUACCGCAAGAAAAUAGCUUCCAUGUUAAAGGACCGCAAAACUAUCUUGUCUGCAUCAUUUCAGGAAACUUAGUCUGACCUCAUCAUUACAAUCCUUCUAGUCAAGGGAUCAUGUCUUCUUCAUUAAUGUGAUACCAACAAAAUAUUUGCAUGUACAAUUGAUUAAUCUUGAAAAUGUGUUUAUUGCAAAUUAAUUGCUAGUGCUUAAGAUUGACCAUAUGUUCAGAUAACAUCUGUAAAAUAUUCAUAUCUGUAAAAGGAUGCAUGUUUGUCAACUUAAACUAUUUCUAGUUGUCUUUUGUAAACAAACUGCCAACCUGUUGGGCAAAGCAUGUCUGCAGGCACAGCAAAAGACCACCUAUGAUAGGUGUAUACAUAUCGCAUCAUUAAAACUUAGAUGUGAAUUUCAGAUUGUGCUGAAACUAAAAUCUAAGAUAUUUGGAUGUGCCAGUGAUAUGUUUAUGCUUGACAUAUCACAACUGCUAUAAUUAAGGGUGCAGAGUAUUCAGACAUUUUUGUGCUAUGUCUGAUAGCUCGAAGCUGUAUCAGUGGUACAACAUGAUCUCAGCUUUAAAAUAACAUUUGCAAUGUGACUGUGUUGUUUCUUAAGUUAAGGACAAGCAUGUUUCCUUAAGUAAUGCAUAGAACCAGGGGCCAUAAUCAUAAAGCAUCUAAAUGAAUAUUUUCAACUUAGUAAAAAAAUAUUGUUUUUUUCUACUGCGGUAUGUUGAACAUAUAAAAAACUGACAAUUUACUUAAAUAAUAUAUAAGAAAAAAAAGCAAGAAAACAUCCAAAUAAUAAAUGCAUAUGAUCAGUUUAAAUAUGAAUAUGUCAUACACAUUGAAUACAAGUUAUUUUUUAAAUUCAUGUAACAAUUAAUUAUGUACUUCAUGUAUUACCAUAACAAAGCUAUUUUGUAUUUUAGAGUAUAAACUAUUACCAUGGACCUAUAAACUGUUUAUACGUCUGUGCUGUUACUAUCUACUAUCACUGUCUGUAAAUAAUUAUCAUCCCUUUCUGACUUAUAUUUUAAUAAAAUGUCAAAAACAUU
Messenger RNA from Mya arenaria, 2077 nucleotides. RefSeq names its product ELMO domain-containing protein 2-like. The transcript has 8 exons. The coding region runs from base 196 to 1098 and encodes 300 amino acids. NCBI's taxonomy places the organism in Eukaryota, Metazoa, Mollusca, Bivalvia, Myida, Myidae. Gene Ontology annotation, molecular function: GTPase activator activity. The record is from RefSeq and is a predicted model, not a curated record.